This is a messenger RNA of Paramecium pentaurelia, 2342 nucleotides long. The record is from the annotation of a GenBank genome assembly. Lineage: Eukaryota; Ciliophora; Oligohymenophorea; Peniculida; Parameciidae.
AUGAAUUAAUCUUAAUAUGGAGCUUUUGGUAUGAGUGGUAAUAAUUUCAAUCAAACUGGUGGUAAACCACCUACCAAUAAUUAUAAUUUUGAAAAUGUCAGAGUAAAAAAUCAUUCAUAUCAGUUUAGGCAUAAUAACCAGCACCAGGUGGACCAUAGCCAUCUAGAGGAAAACCUUUGGGAACAGCAGCUAGAUAACCAUAAGCAGAAGCAAGACCUAUGACAUCUAAUAGGAAAGCUAAUUUUGGUUAAAAAAAGGAUCCAUUCAAUUCUACACAAAAUCAAAUUAAUUUGAAUAAACCUAAACUUGAAACUAAUCCUGAAGAAUAAUUUAAAGCAAUCGAAAAAGAAAUCAAUACAUUAAUAGAAUAGAGUGCUAUGGCUAAAUUAAGAGGCAAUCUAUCUGAAUGUUUAGAAAAGGCUAAAGAAGCAUUUAAUAAAGAAAAGAAAUUAAGAUAAUCUAAAGAAGCAUAAAAUUUAGCAGAAUCUAUAAAUACAGAUCUUAGUUAUUGUGUAGCUUUAACUUAAGCAUGUGCUUUGCAUACUAAUGGACUACAUUCAGAUGCUUUAGCAAAAUAUCAAGAAAUAAUUAAAUGUAAACAAUACCCACAAGCAGGAAGAUUAAGAGUCAAUAUGGGUAACAUUUAUUUUGAAUAGAAGAAAUAUGCUACUGCUAUUAAAAUGUAUAAAAUGGCUUUAGAUUUAAUUCCUGCUACAUCUAAAGAAAUGAGAUUCAAAAUCUAAAAAAAUAUUGGUCAUUCACAAGUUAGGUUGGGCAAAGAAAAAAUUAAAGAGGCAAUCACUACUUAUGAAUAAAUUCUUAAAAACUCACCUGAUUUUCCAACUGGAUUUAAUCUUAUGAUUUGUUUGUAUUUGAGUGGAAAUAAGAAUAAAAUGAAAGAUUACUUUGUUACUCUAUUAACAAUUGAUAUACCAGGAGAAAGUGAAGAGGAAAAUAAUGAAAACAAGGGAACUACUAUUACAGAUAAAUUAAGAGAGGAUGUUAAAGAAAGAAGAAGAGAAGCAAUUUAUUAUAUUGUUACUUCUGCAAAAUUAAUUGCUCCAUUAAUUGAAGAUGAUAUCAUAAUUGGAUAUGAAUGGAUUUUAGAAUAACUUAAGAAUUCAACAUUUCCUGAAGCUGAAACAGAAAUUGAAAUAUGUAAGGCUAUGGCCUAUUUAAAAAAAAAGAAUAUUGAGAAAUCUAUUGAAACAUUAAAAGGAUUUGAAAAAAAAGAUAAGUUAAUUAUGGCUCGUAUUGCUACAAACAUAUCCUUUUUGUAUUUUUUGGAGAAUGAUUAUAAAUAAGCUGAAAAAUAUGCUGAAAUUGCUAUCACAUAUGAUAGAUAUAAUGCAAAGGCUUUAGUAAACAGAGGAAAUUGUUUAUAUGUGAAAAAUGAAUUCUUAAGAGCCAAAGAAUAAUAUUUAGAAGCUAUAGGUGUUGAAGCAGAUUGCAUAGAAGCACUUUAUAAUUUAGCAUAUGUAAAUAGAAAAUUAAAUAUGUUUGUUGAAUCUUUGUAAGCAUUAGAUAAAUUAUAAACUAUUGUAUGUAUUCCUGAAGUUUUAUUUUAAAUGGCUACAUUGUAUGAAAUGACUGGAAAUUCAAAAUAAGCAAUGAAAUGGUAUUUAGAAUUAUUGAAUAAAGUACCAAAUGAUCCAAAUAUUCUAGCCAGAUUAGGAUCAUUAUUUGCAAGAGUAAAUAAUAUUAUAAAAUUUAUAGGAAGAUGAUGAGCCUUAAGCAUUACAUUAUUUUUAAGAAUCAUAUAGAAUUUUACCAACAAAUAUAGAUACAAUAUCAUGGUUGGGAGUUUAUUAUGUGAAAUAGGAAAUGUAUGAAAAGGCAAGUGUAUAUUUUGAAAGAGCAGCACAAGUAUAGACAAGAGAUGAAAAAUGGAAAUUAAUGGUAGCUAGUUGUUAUAGAAGAAUGGGACAUUUUUAAAAGGCAUUAGGAAAUUAUUUGAAAAUCUAUUCUGAUUAUCCUGAUAAUAUUGAAUGUAUUAAAAAGUAUUAAAUACUUUAGGUCUUCGAUUUUUAGUUCAAUUAUGUAGAGAAAUGGGAUUACCAUAUGAAGAAUAUGCAGGAUAAUUAAGAAAAUUGGAAAGAGAAAUGGAAAUGAUGGAAGGAUAUUAGGGUCAAGAUAUAAAUUUAAUAAAUAAUGAAGAUGAAUAAGUUCGAUUACCUUAAGGAGAUGAUAAUCCUGUUAGUUUCACUAAUAAUACAAGGUAUUUAUAAUUUUAUUAUAAUAAUAGGAGAGGCAAUAAAUAACCACCUCCUAAAACGAAUAUAAGAUAAAAUUUAGAUGAUGAAUAAUUUUAAGAUGGGGUAGAGGACAACUUUUUACCUUGA